Molecule: messenger RNA, 2988 nt
Organism: Linnemannia hyalina
Lineage: Eukaryota; Fungi; Mortierellomycota; Mortierellomycetes; Mortierellales; Mortierellaceae
Source: the annotation of a GenBank genome assembly
AUGGCCUCAGGCCAGAAUCCUUGGGACGGUUACCAACCCUUACCCUCCUUACCCUCAACCUCGUCCUCCGGAUCCAAUGGCACUAAUGGAGGAGACAACAGUGGAGCUUCUGAAUCAAUGCAGAUUCAGAAAAGAUUCUUUGUCUCGUCCGUGAAUAUACCCUUCAUAUACAACGGACCACCGCCUUCGAAUGACAGCGGCUCAAGUUCUCAGGCAGCUGCUCAGGCUUUUGGAAGCACGCGCCAAGAGACGUCUGCUAGACCAGCUCUUACCAUUGCUACCCCAGUUACAAUCACGAGCUCACAGCCAACAACAGUAGUACGGACCACCGCAGAUCAGAGAGAGUAUCUCGAGUCGAUCUUCAAGAAAAAACCAAGACCAGAGACGGAUGAAAUCUUAGAGAUUGCAGCCAGGUUGUCAUUAACCGUAACAAAGGCGCUCCAAAGCGAAGAAGGAAGCGACAGAGGAUCCGCUGCAGAUACCUCCUUCCCAUACUAUACCUCUUCACGCCACCUCGUCGGUAGCAAUCGCUCCGCAGGUACAAAGCUACCCUUCGCGGAGCGAGCCAACACGGAACGAGCCAACACGGAGCGAACCCUCAAGGAACGAGCCAAGACGGAGCGAGCCCUCAAGAAACGAGCCAACACGGAGCGAGCCCUCAAGGAACGAGCCAUCACGGAGCGAGCCCUCAAAGAACGAGCCUACGCGGAAUGUCGCGCCAACUUUUGCCUCCAGCGCGUCAACAAGGUGAGACAGAUUAUGACGACCUCUCAAAUCAGGAGCAGUUUAUUUCCCAUGCUGAGAGGCGGGUCUAUUGCCCACAAAGAACAUGUCCCUGAACUUGCAAAGCUUGUGCUCAUGGCAGGAGACUCACUUGGGCGCAAGUAUAUCAUCAAUUCACUUAGUUACACAAAGGACCAAAAAGUUCAUGAUGAGUUUGCAAAGACUGAAGGACUGGCUAGGAUUGUUGAAUGGAUCAAGGAGGGCAGGACAGAGAUUGAUAACAUGGAGGACCCAUACGAUGGCGAGCAGCAACCAAAGGAGGUUGUGCAUAUUGUUACGAAUGCGAUCAAGACCUUGAAACGUGCGCCUCCAGAAUAUCGUCAUUCGGACUAUACGCGUGUUAUGAAGUUGCUCGCGAACGACAUAGCGUACCCUAAAGAGAUCGUCGAAGCGGCAUCGGAACUACUUGCGGAGUGGAGCAGGACGGGGGAUCGGCACGGUUCUCGGCCGGGGUCGAGUCAAUUGCUGGUCGAUGGCCGUAAGCGAGCCAAGUUGGAUGUAGGGCCCAGUGCAGGCGCCUCCGAGCCCCUCUCACAAUUACCCAACUUUGUCAAAAAGUCGACUCUUUCAGCAGCCUCAAACAGGAACACAACAACCUCCUCUUCCACGUUCUCUUCUACCACUUCCUCCUCUUCCGCUCACGCACCCUCAUCAUCGUCAGUACCCACCGCCAAGGGAGGUCCAGCCAGUCUACGCACCGAUAAAGGUUCCAAACCGCUCUCAGUACUGACAGGAAGGAACCUCCCAUCCAAGCCCACUAACAAGCCUACAUCGCCCAUUUCCUCCAAGACUGCCUCUUCACCCCGUCAACCGCACUCCCCUCGAGGUCCCCUCCAGUCGCCUCGAGCAACGAGCUCUCCCCGGACGGCCCAGGGCGCGUCAUCCUCAUCGAAUUCAGACGUUGUCUUGGGGCGGCAGCAGGAUUUCUUUUCGAGUAUCUCGGUGCCUUUGAAUGUUACCCCGACAGCGUCUACUGUACCGUCUUCAGCACCAACCACUCCCACAGCCCCAACAACUCCGACUGCCAAUACAAGCACAGCUACAACCGCAACCACAACCUCAUCCUCAGGCACGACCACAGGGGUAGCUAUUACGCCAGCCGGCGCAAGGUCUCACAUCGUCGCCCCGUCAGGUAGAUUGAUUCCGUCUGCACUAAUCCUGAGGCCCGAUAACAGGAGGAAGAAAGCCGUUCGCUUCAGAGCAGGUGACGAUAUUAAGGAGGUUCGAUUCUUUGAGUCUCACCCGGACGAGCACCGCCACGAAGAGUAUGGUCGCGAUGACGAGAAUGAUGGUAGACGGGACGACGACCGAAGUGACCGAGAUGACCUGGGGGAUGACCGACGGGAUGACUGGGAUGGCUGGGAUAACCGAGAGAACUGGGGUGGCUAUUAUGAUGAGGAGGAUGAGAGAAGGAGGAGGAUGGAGUAUGAAGUCGACAGGGACCGGCAUUAUCAGGAUGAUCGCGACCACGGUCGCCAUAGUGAUGGCCGCGGGUACGAUCAAGGGCGAGGGUUUGAUCAAGGGUAUGACAAUGGGUAUCCGGAGGGGUACGAGCAUGGACGCGCGUAUAGCGACGAGUAUGCAUACGAGCGCGGAUACGAGCGCGACCACGGCGAUCGCCGUUACGAUCUUGGGUACGAGCGUGGACGUCAUGAAUAUGGGCACCAAGAUGAGCACGGUCAUGAGUACAGGCAAGAACAGGAGCAGCACCACCAACAGCAACAACGUCAGCAUCAAUACUCAGAGCAAUCGUACCUAGAGCCAACCCCAGAGCCAGUAGCACACGCCGACGAACCAUCCAUGCCAGCCGUGCCAGCAGUCCCGACCUUCCAGUUUCCCGAGGAAGAGACUGAAAAUCUCGUCCGAGGCCAGCUCUGGAGACCUCCACAGAAACUCAUGAUUGAGCAUCCUGAGGACAAGCGUCGCGUGGAGCCGGCGACAUUCGGCGAAGAAAGUAAAGAAAAAAUGGUUCAAGCUGCGAGGGAGGCAAAGAUGCCGGUUGUUGAAUAUCCGGAUUUGGCGUCUGUCCCAUAUUCGCCUGCCGAACCUGAUGACGAGGACGAGGAUAUGGAGCAGGUCGAUCCGAGACCCAAGCGCAAGAUCGAGUUGUAUGAGCUUUCGGCCCCGAUUCAUACAAUAGCACUGCCAAUGCUGUCGAUGCUUCUCCAAGCCAUCCAAGCAAGGCGCAAAGAGAUGGAAAGCUGA